Molecule: messenger RNA, 1982 nt
Organism: Mya arenaria
Lineage: Eukaryota; Metazoa; Mollusca; Bivalvia; Myida; Myidae
Product: cell division cycle protein 123 homolog
Exons: 13
Coding region: 206-1324 (372 amino acids)
Cellular component (GO): cytoplasm
Source: RefSeq, a predicted model, not a curated record
UGGGGAUAUAGCAUGUAUGUUUAAAUCGUUACUUAUGCUUUAAGGAAAAUGAGUUGAUGGCAGUUUUCCAAACUAGAUAUUUUCUAUUUUAAGUUGUCUUUAAUGGCUGAAUUGGAGGCAUUGAUGCCAAAAUCAGCUGAUUCUGAGACAAAAAUUAGAAAAAAGUCACAACUGUCAAUCUGUGAGAGUGCAGCUUUAAACGGACAUGUUGAUAUCAUAUUUGGUAAAUUAUAAGUCAAUUGAAACAAUGAAGAUAUCAGAAGUUCUCAACUGCAGCUUCUCUGCUUGGUACCCACAGUUCAAGGAAUACACAAUCAAAAGUCAAAUAAUACCUUUGCCUCAAGAGUUUGUUGACUACCUGCUGGCAGAUCAAGUGGUUCUUCCCGAGAGCUCUGUGGCUCUGUCGGCAGCUCACCAGGAUGAGGAUGAAGAUGACAACAGAUAUGCAGAUAAUGUUGUGGACUGGGCUACAGAAGACAUCAUGACUCCAGUAGCAGAGCCACCGAGUUUUCCAGAGUUUGAAUCUCUUCUCAAAAUUGCGAUAAGAAGAAUGGGCGGCAAGGUUUUCCCAAAGUUGAACUGGUCCGCACCUCGGGAUGCAUCAUGGAUCUCGUUUGACCGCACCUUGAAGUGCACCUGUCCUAGUGAUGUCUACCUCCUUCUGAAGAGUUCAGAUUUCAUCUCACACGAUCUCACAGAACCGUUUAAGUUCUGCACUGAUGACGAGAACCUGAAGAAUGAGACUACUGUAAAGUACGAGCUUGUGUUGAGAAAAUGGCGGGAGCUGAAUCCAGCUUACGAGUUCAGGUGCUUUGUAAAAGGCAAUACAGUAAUAGGCAUUUCACAAAGACACACAGAUAUGUACUACAAGUUUAUACCAGAAAACAGGAAGGAGAUCGAGGGAGAUAUACAGGCAUUCUUCUACCAUAUCAUCAAAGACAACUUCCCAGAUAAGUCAUAUUGUUUUGAUGUCUACAGAAGAUGUCAGGGCAAGUUGGUACUGCUGGACAUUAACCCGUUUGGCGAGGUGACUGACGGUCUCCUGUAUACCUGGGAGGAGCUGCUGACUGAUAAGCCCAGCCAUACAGAGGAGGAGGGAGAGGUGGAUGAGAUAACAGAUCCCUUGCUGCGCUGUGUCGAGUCAGAGACGGGAGUUCAGUCCAACCCGUAUGGAGCAUACGCUGUUCCCAAAGACUUUGUGGAUAUUGCGCAUGGUGAAGACCCAACUAAACUCAUGCAGCUGCUGCAGUUGAAAGUGUCACAGCAGACAAAUCAUCCUGAUUCUUCAUCAGAUGAGGAACCAGAGUCGGCACUUGGCAGUUGAUAAAAUCGGUUUCAAAAGACAUGUAAAAUGUGUCAGGAGUCAUACGAGACCAGUUUGUACAGUCCCUUAGAAUAAGAUGUGUCAUUAAAAGACUCACAAGCACAUAUUCAUAUCAAAUGGGAUUUAUUCUGUGGGCCAUGUGUUCACUCGCGCAUUUUCAUUUUUAGCGAUGUGUACAUGGCUCAGAACAUCAUCAACCAUCCAUAUGUAUUUGUAACAGUUCAAUGUUUCAGCAUUACUAUUUAGGGCAAUUGACCAGGCCUCACACCAUCCUUGAAUAAAUAUUCUCUAAGCAAUGGAGGGGUUUACUAGUCAUGUGAUAACCCUGGCCAAAUCAAUGCAUGUGCUUUUGGAUUUAAUAGAUAUAUUCUUUUGUUAAACAAAGUUAUUGAAUUAUUAAUGGUCAGAUCAUAAUCCGAUCAAAUGUCAUAAUAGUAUCAUUUUAUCUAUUAAUUUUUUUUAUAGGUUGUAUAAAAUUUAGAUAAAUUAUUUGCAUUAAACAUGUCUAUGUUUUUAUUGAGAUUUUAGACUCAUCAUUAUAUAUAUUAUUGCUAAAUCUCUAAUGACUGUUUUAUUUUACACUUUUCUUAAUUUAUUAAGACAAGAAAUUUAAUAUUUUGCCACAUUUAUUAGUUUGUCUUUGUUUGACAAAUGAAUU